UCAUUACUUGUGCUCAAGCUAAAAUAUUCACUAUUACAAAAUUUAGUGCUAAUUAUUAUCUAGUUAUCAUCAUAUCAGUAUAUAACAAUAAAUAAAAUAUCUUUAAAUUCAUAUCUGCAAGAAAUAUGGAAGCAAGUCUAGUAAAUGUCAGCAAUUUUGUACCUGCAUUAAAUAAAACAAUAGUAAAUAAAAUCAUAAUUCAUGCCUUAACUACUAUUGGUCCUCAAUUUGCACAUCAAAAGAUGCGAUUUACUAAUCAAACAGUUGCCGAUAAAGUACCUCCAGAAAUGUUGCAUUUAAUUGAUCCUCAUUGGUAUCAAUUCCCACCUUUGGAUCCAUUGUGGCAUAAAAUAUUAGGCUUAGUUAUGAUCGUACUUGGGCUUUUGGGAUGGUCUGGAAAUGGUGUUGUAGUAUAUGUAUUCCUGAUGACACGAUCAUUAAGAACACCUAGUAAUUUACUCGUAGUAAACUUGGCUUUCUCAGACUUUAUAAUGAUGAUUAUAAUGUCUCCACCUAUGGUAAUCAAUUGCUAUUUUGAAACUUGGGUCUUAGGAACCUUGAUGUGCGAUAUCUAUGCUAUGGUUGGUUCUCUAUGUGGAUGCGCAUCUAUAUGGACAAUGACCGCUAUUGCUUUAGAUCGAUAUAAUGUUAUAGUGAAGGGUAUGUCUGGUACACCUCUAACUAUUAAAAGAGCUUUAUUACAAAUUAUCAUUAUAUGGCUAUUUGGAUUAUUAUGGACGAUUUUGCCAAUGGUAGGAUGGAAUAGGUAUGUACCGGAAGGUAAUAUGACAGCAUGUGGUACAGAUUAUCUUUCUAAAGAUUGGGGAUCAAAAUCUUAUAUACUGGUGUAUUCGGUGUUUGUUUAUUAUUUACCAUUGUUUACCAUUAUCUAUAGUUAUUAUUUUAUUGUUUCAACUGUAGCAGCUCAUGAAAAAGCUAUGAAAGAACAAGCUAAGAAAAUGAAUGUUGCCUCAUUAAGAUCUGGCGAUAACCAAUCUGCUAGUGCUGAAGCAAAAUUGGCAAAGGUAGCGUUAACAACAAUAUCAUUAUGGUUUAUGGCUUGGACACCAUAUUUAGUAAUAAAUUAUAUGGGUAUUUUUAAUGGCUCUAAAAUCAGCCCACUUUUCACUAUUUGGGGAUCUCUCUUUGCUAAGGCCAAUGCAAUAUAUAAUCCUAUUGUAUAUGGAAUAAGUCAUCCAAAAUAUAGAGCAGCGUUAAAAGAGAAACUACCAUGUUUUGUGUGUGGGUCAACAGAAGAGCCUGCAGCAGCUGGAGUAGCUGCAGCAAAUGCUGAAACAUCUUCUACUGCAACGGCGAGUGGAAAAGCAUAAUUUUUCUUUAUUAUUAAUAUUCUUUAGUUUUCUUCACAUAAAGAGAAUGGAACAAUAUAAUUAAAUUUUUAGGGAUUUAAUAUGUUAUUAACUAAAUUUAAUAUAAUUCAUUGAUGGUCGUGUAAAAAAAGUAUUAAUUAAGAAAUAAUAGUAAUUAUUAUAUGGAAAUAAAUACUUCAGCG
Molecule: messenger RNA, 1513 nt
Organism: Polistes canadensis
Lineage: Eukaryota; Metazoa; Arthropoda; Insecta; Hymenoptera; Vespidae
Gene: Lop2
Product: rhodopsin-like
Exons: 9
Coding region: 126-1331 (401 amino acids)
Biological process (GO): phototransduction; visual perception; G protein-coupled receptor signaling pathway
Cellular component (GO): membrane
Molecular function (GO): G protein-coupled receptor activity
Source: RefSeq, a predicted model, not a curated record